Molecule: messenger RNA, 1883 nt
Organism: Neltuma alba
Lineage: Eukaryota; Viridiplantae; Streptophyta; Magnoliopsida; Fabales; Fabaceae
Exons: 5
Coding region: 153-1394 (413 amino acids)
Source: RefSeq, a predicted model, not a curated record
CUCUCUUCUCUCUCCCCUUCUGCUUCGUCUUCUUUUUGCCCUUUUUCUUCUUUAGUCUAUUUUUCUCAUCUUGGGCCUUGCUAAACCCAGCAACCUCAGCUGGGUCACUGUUAAAUCUGCAACUUUCCUCAUCUCCGUCCCUGUAACGAAUCAUGGCUAUGGCGAAAGCGGUGAAUGAUGCCGAGUUAUGGCUUCCCUCGCAGAUCCUGACCGAUGCCGACAUCCUCGGCGACAAGGAGAACGAUAAGAAUGGCGUCAACGCUGACUUGGAUGCUUCUUUCGGCUUCCCCUCGGAGUUUCCCUACGAUUUUUACUCUUUCGGGCCUUCUGGCUCCGCUAUGAGCUCGCCGGUGGAGUCGGUGGCUGGUUCGACGGAGACUGAUAGCAGCGGUAGCGACGUUGACGAGGACUUCUUUGCGGCCUGGAGUCGCCGGUUGAGUCAGUCGUCCCUCUACAAAACUCCAAAACUCACUGUCGCCACUUGCUGCGACAGGGACAAAACUGAGGUUCAGAAAACUCGUGGCUUAGCCCGGUCGCCUCAGUCGACUUUGAGCGGAAUCGGAAGCUGGUCCGGUAGCAGCGCUGUCUCUGGCGACAGAAGCCCAAGUAUAGGUUCUCAGGUUCCAUCCCCUCCAACGACGCCGUUUCCUGCAAAGAAUGACCUCGCCUGGGAUGUCAUCUACGCCGCUGCUGGACAAGUCGCGAGGCUGAAGAUGAACAGUGAAGUUUCCAAGUACGAUUUCCAGAACGGUGCGUUUCUCGGUGCCCCUCGGCCUGCAAUUCCAAAGACUCAAGCCCCAUCGAUUUACUCGAACCAGAGCUUCCUUCAGGUUCAGGCUCAACAGGCGAGCCAGCAACAGUGUACUUCUGUGUGGGGGAGGCAAGCUAAAGCUGACUGGCUGGCUCAGCAGCAGCAGAAAAUGCAAAACAGAGCUGUGCGCAAUGUUGGGUACGAGAGUGUGAAAUGUGGGCGUCCUUUGUCUAUGCCCCAUUGUGCUUGGUCUCCUCUCCAAGUUCAAACCCACAAUCAUCAGCAGGUGCAGCUCAAUGGAUCUGGAUCACGAGCCGCCGCGAACGGCGGAUCUGUUGGUAGAAGGGGAUGUGGUGGAACAGGGGUUUUCCUCCCUCGCCAGUACGGAAACCCACCAGAGCCUCGCAAGAAAACAAGUUGUGCGCCUGUCCUGCUUCCGUCCAAGGUUGUUCCUGGUCGGAACUUGAAGAGCGAUGACCUGAAUGCAGCCAAUCAAACAGGCUUCUCCGCAGCAUUUGCCGCCGAGUAUGAUGCAUUAGUGGCUCGAAGAAAUGCUCUACUCUUGCAGCAGCAGAGAAUAAGUGGUCGGCCAGAGGAGGUAGCGAACCACGACCUACGCUUACCCCAGGACUGGAUAUACUGACCGAAGCAAGAAGAUUCAAAUUCUCCAAGUUAAACUAGUGAAGUGGGGCAAGUGCAAUAGGUUUUAAGUAGGGAUCAUGGUAUUUUGGUUUUAAAAUUUUUCAAUAGGGAUGAUGAAGAAGAAGAUAUUCAAGAAUGUUGUGUUAGCUUUUAGGUGCAAUAAAGCAAUAUCUAUAUUUUUUGGGAUAAGAUUGCGGGUUGUAGGUUGUGGCUUUUCGUUGCGUAAACAGUGAAGAAGAAGAAAUAGGAGUUUAGUGUUUUUAUUUUGGUUGUAAUAAGCUAAAGCUUAGUAGCCGAUCUUCUUCCUUCCUGCACUAGUGGGUGAUGGGAAGGAAGAGGAAAGUCGGGAGGGGGAAGAAGUGUGAAGCAAGUUAGUAGUAGCGUCAGAGAUUGGAAGUUUUUACCCAGAACUUGUAAAUCCCUGGCCGGUAAAAAAGUUAUGUAAUAAUUUAUACUAAGUAAUAAUAAUAUUAAUGUUAUUAUUUCUUCA